Silurus meridionalis is the source of this 2872-nucleotide messenger RNA. It is a transcript of the gene efr3a, whose product is annotated as EFR3 homolog A (S. cerevisiae). The transcript has 24 exons. Gene Ontology annotation, cellular component: plasma membrane. The coding region runs from base 93 to 2651 and encodes 852 amino acids. NCBI's taxonomy places the organism in Eukaryota, Metazoa, Chordata, Actinopteri, Siluriformes, Siluridae. The record is from RefSeq and is a predicted model, not a curated record. Gene Ontology annotation, biological process: protein localization to plasma membrane.
GAGAGUUUGCGCUUGUAGGAUAAGGGUUUAAAGCCGUUCGAAGCAGGUCGCACUGGAGCCGCUGUCGAUCGUGGGACAGGUCGGAGUUCAUCAUGAGGAGGUACAUGCAGGUGCCAAUCACGGAUGCGGAUGUAACCUUCAGAAACAGCCAUGCUAGGGACAGGACGGCCGUCUUUUCCACACUGGGUGUGUGUGGAUGUUGCGGACGGUGUCGUCCCCGCUACAAGCGCUUGGUGGAUAACAUUUUCCCAGAGGACCCAAAGGAUGGCUUGGUAAAGUCAGACAUGGAGAAGUUGACGUUCUUUGCUGUGUCUGCUCCAGAGAAGCUCGACCGUAUUGGAGAGUAUCUUGCCGAGCGCCUCAGCAGGGAUGUUGUCCGACACCGUUAUGGGUACGUGGUGAUCGCAAUGGAAGCGCUGGAUCAGUUGCUAAUGGCGUGUCACUCACAGAGCAUUAAACCUUUUGUGGAGAGCUUUUUGCACAUGGUGGCGAAGUUGCUGGAAUCCAGGGAACCAGACCUGCAAGUGCUCGGGACCAACUCAUUUGUGAAGUUUGCCAACAUCGAGGAGGACACGCCUUCGUAUCACCGGCGUUACGAUUUCUUCGUCUCGCAGUUCAGUGCCAUGUGCCACUCCACACAUGAAGACCCCGAGACUCGCACCAGGAUCCGUGUAGCAGGUAUCAAAGGGCUGCAGGGAGUCGUAAGGAAGACAGUGAAUGAUGAAUUGCAGGCAAUCAUCUGGGAACCGCAGCACAUGGACAAACUCAUUCCCUCAAUGCUCUUUAACAUGCAGGACAAUGACGAGUUGGACAGGAGUGGAGGAGAGGAGAACCCGGCGUCCCUGGCCGAGAGUUGCUUUCGGGAGUUGCUUGGUCGCGCUGCCUAUGGAAACAUGAACAAUGCUGUUCGGCCCGUGCUGGUGCAUUUGGAUAAUCAUCAUUUGUGGGAUCCAAAUGAGUUUGCAGUGUCCUGCUUCCGAAUUAUAAUGUACUCUAUACAGGCACAGCACUCCCAUCAUGUGAUCCAGCAGGUUCUGAACCACCUGGACUCACACAGUAACGAUACGCCACGGGUACGAGCGGGUAUCGUCCAAGUGCUGCUCGAGACUGUCGCCAUAGCAGCUAAGGGCCCCGUUGGCCCGACCGUGUUAGAGGUUUUUGACACCUUGCUCAAGCACCUCAGUAAGAGUGUGGAUUUUGAGCUGGGCGAUGGUUCUCGCAGAAACUCCGGAACGAGUCUCUCUUCCAGUCGCGGCAAAGAGAGCGAGGAGCGCAUCGUCCAGAACGCCAUCAUUCAGACUAUCGGUUUCUUUGGAGGUAAUCUACCAGAUUAUCAGCGUGCUGAGGUGAUGAUGUUCAUCAUGGGGAAAGUUCCGGUAUAUGGAACACCUUGUCCUUCUUUGGACGCUGUCAGAACUGGGUCGCAGGGUAUUAAGAGGAUUCAAACGAUGCUCCUCAGUUCUCUCAUUAUGGUGACAUCUGGAUUUAAGUGUAAAACAGUAAGUGCUGGUUUGCCAGAUGCGCUCCUGGAACCUCUCUGCUGCAUCUCGCUUAUGGAAGACAGCGAGCUUCGGCAGCUGGUCCUCGAGAUCCUCCACAACAUCAUCGAUCGGCACGACAACAGGGCCAAACUCCGCGGCAUCCGAAUCAUUCCUAACGUCGCAGCUUUGAAAAUAAAACGAGAGAAGAUCUCAAAACAGGAUGUCGGUUUCAUGAAAAAGCAUGGGCAGCAGUUGUACAGGCAUAUCUAUCUGGGCUGUAAGGAGGAGGACAACAUGCAGAAGAAUUUUGAGCUUCUCUUCACUGCACUCGCUCUGCUCACCAUAGAGCUGGCUAAUGAGGAUGUGGUCAUAGACCUUAUACGCCUUUCUCUCGCUUUGCAGGAUAUGGCUCUAGAUAACGAGGAGAGCAUGCCGAUGUUUAUUCGCUGUGGUAUCAUGGCACUGAUUGCAGCCUACCUGAACUUCCUCAGCCAAAUGAUCGCCAACCCUGCUUUCUGCCAGCAUGUCAACAAGGUAAUUGAGUUGAGGAAUAUGGAUGCUCCCUACUUGCUACCUGAACACGUGUUUCGAGAGAAGUGUGUACUACCUGCUGCUCUGGACCGUGAGGACAGUGGCAUGUAUUUUCAGACAGCUGACCUCGCUGAAGCCCUGUCUGGACCAGGAUACAAUACAGAAAGACUUUCCGUGCCGUAUAUACCACAAGUAACAGUGCUGUAUACUGUAGGGAAGAUUCUGAACAGAUGCAAACAAGCAUCAAGAGACCGAUUGUCUCGGAGGAAAAGUUUUGUGGACACUAUCUCGCUCCAGGUGGACAUCCUGUCCAACAACCUUCCUGACCAGUCGCAGUUAGCAGAAGAGAUUACCUACGAGACUCUGAAGAAAGCCAUUGACACCACCGGUUUGGAAGAGCAGGAGAGAGAAAAGAGACGGCAGGUGAUGGAGAAAUUCCAGAAAGCCCCGUUUGAGGAGAUUGCAGCCCAUUGCGAAUCAAAGGCUAACAUGCUGCAUGAUCGUUUGGCUCAGAUCUUCGAAUUGACUAUACGCCCGCCCCCAAGUCCUUCCGGCACAGUGACGGUGACUUCAGGCCACGCCCAAUACCAGUCCGUGCCAGUCUACGAGAUGAAGUUUCCAGACCUCUGUGUCUAUUGAACCUGAAGCUUUAUUGGGUCAUAAUUUUUUACUUUAAACCUUUGCCCUUUACCCAAUCACAUCCACUUACCUUUGAUCUUCAUCAUGUAGUUAAAUCCAUGCACAUUUACAUGCUAAGUGUUCACCUUUAAUCCGACCAGCACUGUAACCUUUUUUUUCUUUUAACUUAAUCCCAAUUACUAAUGUCACUUGCUUCUAAUCAAUUAAAUUCAGACCUAGAA